AUGAGAGGCUUCUGCAAGCUGGACGGCGGCGUGCGCUUCCUGGUGCGGCUGCGAGCCGAUCUGCUCGAGGCGCAGGCGCUCAAGCUGGUAGAGGGGCCGCACGUCCGGGAGAUGAACGGGGUACUGAAAAGCAUGCUGUCAGAGUGGUUUUCGUCUGGGUUCCUGAACCUGGAAAGGGUCACUUGGCAUUCACCGUGUGAGGUGCUUCAGAAAAUCAGCGAGUCUGAAGCCGUGCAUCCUGUGAAGAACUGGAUGGAUAUGAAACAGCGUGUGGGGCCCUACAGGCGGUGCUACUUCUUUUCUCACUGUUCCACCCCCGGGGAGCCCCUGAUCGUUUUGUAUGUGGCGCUCACCAGCGACAUCUCCAGCAACAUCCAGGCCAUCGUGAAGGAGCAGCCCCCGUCAGAGAUGGAGGAGAGGAACAGAAUCACCACUGCCAUCUUUUACUCCAUCAGCCUCACACAGCAGGGGCUGCAGGGUGUCGAGCUGGGAACUUUCCUCAUAAAGCGGGUCCUCAAGGAGCUGCAGAAAGAGUUUCCUCAGCUGGGGGCCUUUUCGAGUCUGUCACCCAUACCUGGAUUCACCAAGUGGCUUCUGGGGCUUCUGAACUCGCAGACAAGGGAGCACGGGCGGAACGAACUGUUCACAGAUUUAGAAUGUAAAGAAAUCGUGGAGAUUGUCGGCAGCCCCAUCCGCGAGACCCUCAGACCCCUCCUCAGCAGCAGCGAGUGGCCACAGUCGGAGAAGCUGGUGCGGGUCCUCCAAGCGCCCCUGAUGCGGCUCUGUGCCUGGUACCUGUACGGGGAGAAGCACCGUGGCUUCGCCCUCAACCCCGUGGCCAACUUUCACCUGCAGAACGGGGCCAUGAUAUGGCGGAUAAACUGGAUGGGUGACAGCAGUCCCAGGGGCCUCAGCAGCUCCUGCGGCCUCAUGGCCAACUACCGCUACUACCCAGAGGAGACGGGGCCCAACAGCACCGCCUACCUGGGCUCCAAGACCAUCAAAGCUUCUGAGCAGGUCCUCAGCCUGGUGGCCCAGUUCCAGAAGAACAGCAAGCUCUAGGCACAGCCCUCCUACAGCUCAGGGCCACAUCCCAAAGCGGGGGUUCUGGGACCAGCAGGGGCUGCAGCAGGGCGCUCCUCAAGGCCGUGACGGAGCUGCUGCUGCACUGUCAAAGAUGUGCCACCCAAAGGAGGUGGCGGGUGCUGGUGCCCACACCCUUGAGGGUGACUGUGCCCCCAUAGUGCCAGGAAGCUCUGUGACCUCUGUGUCGCCUAGGGCAAGGGCGGGCAGCCCAGACGGAACACGUCCCUGGAGCUUGCGAGGCAGGCCUCGGCCCUGGCUGCUGUGACCAUUUCUCUCCACAUGGUGUAGAGGGGCGAAGGGCUGUGCUGCGCUCUGCCAAGGAAGCGCCGAAGCUCCUGCCUAACCCAUCUCUGACCUUGAGGUUGCUGCUGGAGGCCUGAGUCGAGUUCCAGACUUUAAAGCUGCAGUGAUUCAGGUUCAUAAUGAACUGCACAGUAAAGAACGCUGUUGUUCUAGAAGGCAUUGAAUGUGGUUAUUUAACAGUGGAUUGUCCUUAAGAUUAGACUCCAGGGAAGCCAGAAUCGGCUCCCCGCCAGCCCGUGGGAACGUGACGGGGACACCGGGUGUGGAGCAGAGAAGGGGGGUCAGUGCCUCUGCGUGUGUCCUUGCCCGUGUGUACACACGCCACCUGCUCACUUGGGCACACCCGUCCUCGUCCUGCAGCUCCGUGCCAGGUCCUGCCGUGUUCGCCGUACUGUGCCCUGGCCUGUAACAGACAGUGCGGUGGUGGUCACUACAAUGCUGCCUCUUCCUGAGCCCACGGGACAGCAGGCUUGGCCCAGGACCCAGUCCAGCCAGGCCCGAUGCCCAUGGCUCUCUGCCCUCCCCUCAUCUGCCAGCCCCCAAACUGCUGCGUCCCACGAGCUCCCACACCCGGGCCUCCUGGGGCCUGUCACUAUCCUGGGGGCUCAGGAGAGCUGCCACAUCUGGGCCUCUGGGUGGCAGGCAGGUGCACGCAUCCUGAGACCACAACUCAGAUCCCUGUUCUACCUCUGAUUAAGGAGAAUUCAAAAAUGGAAAAGCGAGAGCAGGCGGACGUGGUGAAGCUCUGCUCCCCAGUGGUUCGUGGCCGACUUCCUACAGUGCUUUAGUGAUGCUCGGCGAGGGCUGGCUGGACAGACCAAGCGAGGGACGGGCCAGCGCCCCUCCUGCCGCCUCAGGGAGUAGCUGUGAUGACCGAGCCCCUCGCUGGCUACCCAAGAGCCCCUGAAGGACGGAAGGUAGCUUUGGCUCCACGCCCACCAGCCGGUGACCACACUGCCUGGGACUGCACAGCGUGUUCUCCCUUGGGUUGGGACUCUCCAGCUCUCUGUGGAGCUCAAAAGCAGCCAGCAGCACUUAGUUCUGGGGGCAAUGAAACUGCUCCUUGGGUCCCCGUGUGCUGCGCAGUGCCGGGGGCACCAAUAGCUUAGUGCAGGCAUUCGGCCUUGGACCUGUUCCGCCACUGCUGUCCAGGGCUCCGGACAACCACUGACCGCUGCAUCUUCCUCAGCACAGUGCCUGAUGGCAUGGUGGCUCCCGGAGGAGCACAAAAAAAUGGUCAUUAGGGGUUGGUUUGCACGUGCCCCAGGUUCAAGGCUAAGGCCACAGCCUGCCCCCCGCACUCCGGAGCCUCUCUCUGAUCCUGUCCCCUCUCCACGCUCUGCUGCAGACAGACCCCAGCCCUUCCAUCCCACCCACAGGGGCUUCCUCAGAGGCUCAGCCUUGUGCCCUGCAGGGAGGGACUCGGAGCCAAGGGGUGCCAGUGAACUUGGGGUGCACCUUCUCUGACUGGUUCACAGGCCUUGGCUCCAGCCAGUGCCCAGUUCGGAUCCCAGCCUCGCCGCUCUCCACCGUUGCUCAUCUUUAACUGGGAGCCCGGGUACCUGUCCUGCUGAGGCUUGAGGGAGAUGUGCGUAGAGCGUUUUCCGAUGCCUGGCUCACAAAGCUGUGCUGCUGCUCACUGUAAAGACUCACGGUGGAUGUGGGUCCCUCGGUCACUGGAACGAAGGCUCUCAGAUCCGCCGUCCCCUUAUUUAGUUUAAUUAGAGUGUUUAUGGUUCUCUGGAAUGGGCCUCUCUGCCUCUCAAAGCUCUGGGCACAUCACCUGAGGAGCCCUUUAUUCUCCUGGCACAGUGUGGAGGACCCUUCCAGGCUCAGCCCGGAAUCCCCUUCCCUUCAGGGACUCCUGUGCACUCAGGGCUUCUCGGCCACCCACAUGCUGGUGCAGAGUGGCUGGCCCUGGGUGUGGCGUGACUGCAGGGAGCCCCUUUACCUGUGGGCCCCGGCCUGGCCUGUCCAGGCUACACUUACAUGGCCCCUGGCUGCCUUUUGUUCACUGUUCUGUUUGUGCUGGGGUCAGCUGACUCUCUCGGACCCCACUUGACAGACAGCAGGCCGGCUGUCCUGACUGUUGGGUAGCUCCUCUGGUGGUCUCCCAUUGGGACUGGGUCCUCUGGUGGUCUCCCAUUGGGACUGGGUCCUGGCUGGCCCCCUCGGCGAUCCUCCCAGGCGCUAUACCCCCUCUUACCACUAGAUGGUGCUGCUCGGCUCCCCAUCCUCUUCCAAGAGCCUGGGAGCCUAAUGCUGAGUGUGUUGCUUUGAUUGCUUGUGUUUGGUUUUUGUCGUGCUGGAUGGAGCCCAGGGCCUUGCACAUUCUAGGCAAGUGCUCCACCGCCCCAAGCUAUGUCCCCAGCCCCAGCACUGAGUUCUUAACAGGUGUGGCAACCAUCCAGGCCUUGAACCUGUGGUAGGCUGUACAUCCUGCUCCUCUCAGGGCCAGUAGCAGAUCUCAGAGCUGCUGUAGGAGAGGAACCCAGGGCUGUCUGCACCAGUGCUUCCCUUGCUCUCCAGAGCUGCUCCAGCUCACACACCAGCCAGAGCCUGUGCUCAGCUCUGCUUUGCAGAUCACUCUCCAUAUGUGGGUCUCACAGGGGUCUUAUAGGACCCCCAGGCCCUUCUUGGACCUCAGCUCAGGCUGACAGGGCCUCUCUCUGGUUCAGGCCAGAAGCCUGGAUCACAGCUCAGAUCCUGAUUGACUUAGGAGCCAUGGUUCCCAAACAUCAGUCUUUUGCUGACCACUGUAGUGUGUGUGUGUGUGUGUGUGUGUGUGUGUAUGUGCUUAGCUGACCCCAUGUGUGCCUCCCACCACGGAAUAAACCUCUGCAGGGUACCCUAGGCCUGGGGACAUGGCAGCCUCACUGGGCACCCUGGGUCCUCAGGCCCCUCGCUCCCCUCCCUCUGUGUGCAGCCAGUGCCCCUCCCUACUGUACCAUGCCUACUGCCCAUCGGUCCCGGGAGCUUCCAGGGCGGGACACCCACACCCGCGGUGGAGCCAGGGCAGCAUGUAGGUGGCAUCUGGAGCCUCCGUGUGCCCUGUCCCUGCUCCUAGCCCUCAGCUGCUGGCCCCAGUUCCCCAGCUGGUUUGGGGGGUGUCCCCCAGGAGUGACCGCAGACAUCUCCCAGUCCUUCCUGCUGGUAGCAUUCCUGGGAGGCCACACUUCCCAUGCACACAUGCCCCCCAUGCUGUGUCCAGGAGAGCACCCCAGGAUUUAUAGACUGCCACCCUGAUGCCUGCGGGUCCCACUUGAAACACCCCCAGGAUGGGCAGCAGGACCCCAGGUUCACACCAGCCUCAAGGCCAAGCAGAGCUAUCCUAAGGUGUGCUGUCCCUGCCCCUGUGGCCCUGUCAGCCCGGCUGUUCUGCCAGGAGAGAUAAGGUAUCAGCUGCCCCCAUUGUCCCCACUGUGCACACCUCCCUGCUUCUACAGGAAGAACCGGGCUACUGGCCUGGCCUGGCUGGAACCACAUUCAAAGCCCAGACCUGAAACUUGAAAGAAAAAGAAAUCCCAAACAAAUUCCCCUUGUGCCAGCUCUGACCCCUGCCACUCCCCUGUGUGACUGUCCUGUGGCUGACCUGGCCUGGGGGACUUGAAACAACAGCAAUAUCCUCCCCGGGGCUGGGGGCUGGAGGCUGACGCGCACCCCGCCACGGGGGCCCACUUGGCUGUGCUCCCCUGGCCGUGCUCUCGGUCCCCUGGGUCACUGGAUUUGGGGCCCUCCCACCACCCCGGACAACCUCGUGUCAGGAUCCCUGCCAGGGAUCUCAUUACCUGUGCACACCUUUCUGCAAGGCCACGUUCACAGGCUCUGGGGUCGGACGCGGAUGUGCAUUUGGGGGGCACCAUCCUGCCCACGUCACUCAGGGUUUUGGUUGUGACUUCGCUUAGAAGAGCUGCCUGCUCUUACCGGCACUGGACUGGAGUAGUCACUGUCCCCGCACUGAGCGGCCGCGUGGGAGGAGAGGACCGAAACAGUCCAUAAGAGCGCAGCUGCUUGAGGGACCCCCCCCCACCCCAGUUGAUGCAUUCACACCCCAGGUCCAGGUGGUACUUUCACCCUGCUUCCUCUCGGCGUCUGCUUUUCUGUACCCAAACCCCGCUGUGCACCCUGGCCAUUGACUCCCCUCCUCCCUGCCCCCCAGCCAGCCCCAGCCACCCUGGGGUGAUGGUACCCUAGAUGACUCCCUGCAAGUCUUGGCAAAAGUCAGAUGGCUUCGAAGGCCACCCCAAGUAAUGUCCCCAUCAGUGACCGGAAACCUUGCCCUUGAUACUGAGCCUCUGGGUCCCGCCCCCAGCCCCGCGACCACACACAGGCCCAGCUCCAGCCUCUCGGCUCCCGGCUCCCUAUCAGGUGCACUCGGUCUUCUCAGCCUGAAGGUAUUUGCAGCUGGAGCUGGUGAGAUUCAGAUUUGCUUGGGUUUUGGGUGCAGGCGAGAGUCAAGGCUGACUGAGGUUUCAGCGUGAGCCGUGGGGCAGGACAGUGCUGGGAGGGCUGGGAGGGCAGGAGCAGCCCUGGCGCCUUGGCAGGAGUAGGGUUCCCCAAGCGGGGAGAAGGUGGCUAGGCCAUCUCCCCCUCCGGACCGCCCUUGUGCUCACACUGCACCUCCCCCCCGAAGCUGGUCCCUACCUGCCCAGGAGCUGGGCAGAUCAGAGAAACUGUAGCCCUACAGGCCCUGGGAGCCCGCACAGGGCCCCACCCACUUGCCAGGCAAAGGCCUGCCUGCCCCUCGGGUGUGCCGAGGCCCGGUUCCAGGAAGUGGUCAGCUGUGGGAGACAGGGGCCUCAGGGAACAGCCUGUACUGGACCCGGGAGCCAGCCCACUUGCAGCAUGUGCAAGGCCAUGAGCGGGGGCAGGCUGCCAGGGCCUCUCUGGAGUUACGCAAGCCCGGCACAAGUCCCAGGCCAAAGAGAGAGAGCUGUCUUUACCUCCAUUUCCCGGAAGGAAGCUGAGGCCCAGAAUAUCUGAGGCACUUACUUGCCUGGAUCACCAAGCGGGAGUCUGGGUUUCCAAUCCUGCUGCCUCGCAAAACCCCAUGUGGCCGCUCUGUGCCACCUCUCCCACCUCCCUGCCCCCCCCCCCAGUUCAUAUGAGGUCCCACGUGGCUCUCAGGUACGCCGAGCCCUUUCAGCCCCCGGCUCUUUGCGUGUGCUGCUUGGAGUACUCAUCCCCUUUCCCGGUGCUGGGUGCCCAUCUCCUUGAAUCAAGGAAGCUCACCCCUCCCGCAGUGGUCACCAAGUACCGCCUAAGCGGAGAGCAGUUGGGAGAGGCCGGCAUGGCUGGCACGGCUACCCAAAUCCCCCGCCACCGUCCUGACCCAGGCCUCUCACUCCUACUCAUGAAAAUUCACGUGCUCUUUGAAUCUGGCCGUGGCCCGCGUGGAGUGAGUUCACCUUGCUGCUCAUCUUAGCCUUCCCUAUCACCUCUGUGCCCGCUCCACAAUCCCAGCAGUAGGGCAGAGAGCCGGAGCGUCAAAGUUGAGCUCAGCAUUAGGAGAGCCAAGGGCAGGUGUGGUGAACGGCAGGCCCAGCACCGCUCUCCGGGCAACACCGGCUGCCCCAGAGAGAACGGGCUCAGUUUGACCCCCUCAAGACCAGGGCUUGAGUCUUGCACUUGUUCCUCUUCUGUGAACCUUUUCCAGUGUCGGAUGUUUCUGUGAAGAUGUGGGGCUCAGAACCGAGUAGGAGUCAGUGCCAGUCAAGCAGAACUGUCACUGCCCACAUCCUGCAGCCUGUGCCCUAACUGAUGUAACCCAAGGUUGCAAACCAAGACCGCCAUGCUCCUGCCUCGCCCACUGGACCUAGCUCUAGCUCUCACCUGGCUUGCACAGGUGCAGUCACCUGGGGAAUUUUUUCACUUUCCCUGGCCACACCGCACCCUCAUUAAAUCAACAGGUUUAGAGAUGGCCCCAGCAGUGAUGUUGGGUGAUCAGGGCCAAAAGACCUUGGCACUGUUGACCCUUCAGCAUCAACCACUGCCCUUGACUCGCCGAGUUUCUGGUCUCUAGGCCUUUAAGGGUGACAGUCAAUAUUUAUUCAUUUUAUUUGUUUGUUUGUUU
Molecule: messenger RNA, 7462 nt
Organism: Fukomys damarensis (Damara mole-rat)
Lineage: Eukaryota; Metazoa; Chordata; Mammalia; Rodentia; Bathyergidae
Gene: Mlycd
Product: malonyl-CoA decarboxylase
Exons: 6
Coding region: 1-1062 (353 amino acids)
Biological process (GO): acetyl-CoA biosynthetic process; malonyl-CoA catabolic process; fatty acid biosynthetic process
Cellular component (GO): mitochondrial matrix; peroxisomal matrix
Molecular function (GO): malonyl-CoA decarboxylase activity
Source: RefSeq, a predicted model, not a curated record